AUGGCAGCAGCACAAGCAGCUCACGGCGUCGAGAAAGCCAUUGGCCAUAGCGAAGAGCACGUUAGGCAGGACGCCUCGAGCUACGAGGGCAUCGGCGAGCCGGGUGCCACCAUGAAGGCGCUCGUCUGGCAGGGAAAGCAGAAGGUCGAAAUCCUCGACGUGGCCAAGCCCACCGUCCUCGACGACCGAGAUGUCAUCUUGAAAGUCACGGGAACCACCGUGUGCGGGAGUGAUCUGCAUCUGCUGCACGGUGUCAUUCUUCAGAUGAAGAAGGGCGACAUUCUGGGGCACGAAUUCUGUGGCGUGGUCGAGAGGGCUGGACCUGCCGUGAAGAACGUCAAGGUUGGCAACCGCUAUGUCGUGUCAUUCCAGAUUGCCUGCGGAGAGUGUUUCUUCUGCAAGCAGAAGCUGUCUUCGCAAUGUGAGGUGACAAACUCAAACACCACAGCCAAGUCCAUGUAUGGCGGGCGGACAGCCGGCAUCUUUGGCUACUCACAUCUUACCGGUGGCUUCGCUGGUGGCCAAGCAGAGUACGUGCGCGUACCCCUUGCCAGCGUCAAUCUUCUCGAGAUCCCCGAUGACGUCCCCGACGAGAAGGCGCUAUUUCUCUCGGACGUGCUGCCGACCGCAUACAACGCCGUCAAGGAUACUACCGUGUACCCGAAAGACGAGGUCGCCAUCUUUGGUGGAGGGCCCAUCGGCCAGAUGGCUGGCAUAUACGCCCUGGGCGAGGGCGCGAGCAAGGUCAUUUAUGUUGACACCGAGCCGCGCCUGUCUUUCCUCGAGAGCCGGUGGCCUGCUGAGCACAAGGACAAGCUCGUGCUAGUCGACUUCAAGAAGCUCAGCUUCGGCGUCACCAACAAGGAAACCGUUGUCAGCCGCCUCAAGGAGCUGUGCGGCGGUCGGGGCCCCGACGUGGCCAUCGAGUGUGCCGCGGGGGAGUACGCCAAGGGUUGGAUGCACUGGCUCGAGAUGCAGCUCGGCGCCGAGACGGACACGAGCGAGAUUCUCAACGAGAUGAUCGAGGGCGUGCGCAACUACGGCCGCGCAGGCAUCACGGGCGUAUAUGUCGGAUACACAAACCACUUCAACAUUGGCUCGAUGAUGCAGCGUGGAAUCCGGCUCAUCGGCAACGGCCAAGCGCCUGUGCACAAGUACUGGGAGGAGCUCCUGCAAAAGAUCAGGACGGGCGAGCUGGACCCCACGCAGAUGCUCUCCCACCGCGUCCGUCUGGAGGACCUCGACAAGGUCUACUACAAGUUCGACGCCAAGGAGGACUCGAUGCAGAAGGUCUUUGUUGAGACAAAGUUCUCCUUCCCCCGCGCCGCGGGCACGCCAGAGCUGACGACGUAUUAA
This is a messenger RNA of Lasiosphaeria miniovina, 1356 nucleotides long. RefSeq names its product chaperonin 10-like protein. NCBI's taxonomy places the organism in Eukaryota, Fungi, Ascomycota, Sordariomycetes, Sordariales, Lasiosphaeriaceae. The transcript is spliced from 6 exons. Bases 1 to 1356 code for a protein of 451 amino acids. The record is from RefSeq and is a predicted model, not a curated record. Gene Ontology annotation, molecular function: oxidoreductase activity; zinc ion binding.